UUAAACGUUUUAUCGAAUCGACCAAAGAUACUCGUCGAAUAAGCGGGCGAUAGUAAUGUCUGACUUGAGCCGUUUAGUAAAGGAGAUAGGAAUCGAGGUUCAACAACUUUCCAGUCAGGUCGAGCUGGAAAAAAACAAUAUAUCACGUAUAGUUAAUUUGAAUUUCUAUGCUGUUACAGAUCUUCAGCAAAAGCUAAUUUCUUUAACUCAAGAAGCUGAGUCUCAAAAAAAGUUCAAGCAGCAACAAGAGGAAGAGUUAAGGAAUUUAGAGGAAACAUAUUUUCAGCCAGAUGAUUACAGCUGUGGUCUUUCAGACGUCAGUGAAGUAAUAAAUGAACAAAUUCGUUGCCUUAACGUAAUCCUUUCAGAGAUCAUGAGCAGUAAUGAGAGAAUUAGGAAAGAAAGAACUGACUUUAUCCUGGAAUACAAACAAAAGCUAGAUGAUUACAACCGACAUAUAGCACAAAAUGAAAAGCUACACGCCUUUAUCGAGUUGUGGAAAGUGAAAUGUACUGAAAACUUUAAACUGACUGCGAUCCCUGAUGUGAUAAGAGAAAUAGCUGAAGAAAUAUCCAGUUCCUACAACGUGUCUAUUGUGGAGACACUAAAAAACGCACUAAGUGCAUCAGCAGUAGAAAGCGAAGAAAUAAGGAUAUCUUCCCCGCAAAAUGUAUUCAUUGCAGAAAAAAAUGAGAUUCCUGCGAUUACUCCAAAAACUCAGUCAAAUACUGCAUCGAAUGAACAACUUAAUUUGUCGUGUGAUAUAGAUACUCAAUUCCAGCAAUGUAAUGUUCUGGAUGCAAGUCGCUUACGCGUGUCUGCACUUGAUACUAGUGUGAUUUCAUCGCUUGUAAAAAAGGAAAGUUACAGUUUCCCACUUAAGAACUACGAACAAUCUGAUACUCAACGAGACUGUACGAUGAAUAUGGAUGUAACGAUAUGUGGGGAAAAUGAUGCAUCUUCUUAUUAAAUUUACAACUAGACAUAAUUUUUCUGUUAUAGUUGUUUAUUGAAUAUGCGCAAUAAAGUUUAUGAGCUAUGGA
Molecule: messenger RNA, 1043 nt
Organism: Schistosoma rodhaini
Lineage: Eukaryota; Metazoa; Platyhelminthes; Trematoda; Strigeidida; Schistosomatidae
Source: the annotation of a GenBank genome assembly